Molecule: messenger RNA, 1141 nt
Organism: Nelumbo nucifera (sacred lotus)
Lineage: Eukaryota; Viridiplantae; Streptophyta; Magnoliopsida; Proteales; Nelumbonaceae
Product: tetratricopeptide repeat (TPR)-containing protein
Molecular function (GO): protein binding
Source: RefSeq, a predicted model, not a curated record
CUUGUUAGUUGUCACGAUGUCCAUAGAAAACAAACGACUAAACGAGAAUAAUAAACCAGCAGACGAACGUGAGUGAGUGUUCUGUUUGUGUUUUGAGAGACCGAGAUACGCUUGAGAUGAAAAUCAGUGUAAGCUACUUCAAUUUCCACCCCAAAACUGUCCCUCAAUACUCCAACAAACCUCAAAUCUCCCUUUUCUUGUCGCCAUUACUAUCGACAUUGUCUUUCAAUUCUCCACCCACUAAGAAUCCCUCUUCUCCCUUUGAUCUCAGUUUUUUCAAGCCCAAAUCACCUUUUCCCAAUUAUGCAGUAAAGGCGGAGCUCGAAAUUAGGGUUUGCACGAAUAGGACUUGCCGUCGACAGGGAUCGCUGCGAACCUUAGAAAUUCUGUCCGGUCUCGCUCCUCCUGAUAUCUCAAUCAACUCCUGUGGCUGCUUGGGCCGGUGCGGCUCUGGACCCAACCUCGUCUUCCUGCCUGAUGCAAUUUUUGUCGGUCAUUGCGGAACCGCCUUUCGUGCCGCCGAAGUACUUCUAAAUUUCUGCGGCAAGGACUUGUCCGAAGCUUCCAAGAAUCUCGAGGCACUUGCGCUAAGAAAGAGAGGUGAGGAGGAGCUGGAGAAGAGUAACUUAUCUGAGGCUGAGGCUUUACUCUCUGAGGCUAUUGAUCUUAAACCUCUUGGAGGCUUGCAUAUUAUUUAUAAAAGCAGGUCUGCUGCAAGAUUAGCAAUGGGUAACUAUUCUGGGGCUCUUGAAGAUGCCAAAGAAGCUUUUACCAUAGCUCCUCAAUACCCUCAGGCUUAUCUCUCUCAAGGUGAUGCAUUUUUGGCUAUUGAAGAUUUUGAUGCAGCUGAGAAAUCAUAUCUAACUGCUUUACAAAUUGAUCCCUCGAUUCGCCGUUCAAAAUCUUUCAAGGAACGGGUUGCAAGGCUUCAAGGGAAACUCGUUACUACAAAUAUGCCUUCGUAGUUCUAAUUUGACCAAAGUUACAUUCAUACUCAAGUGUAUAGACAAUCUAAUAUGUAAAUAGUAAUGUUCAGGCUGGUUUCAGGUUAAGUUGUAUUUGCCAUUCUUUUGCCAUAAAAUUAAUUUUUUUGGUAGUAAUUUUGCCAUUAAAUUAAUUAAACUAUUGAUUUUUGAGCUUA